Messenger RNA from Symbiodinium natans, 7986 nucleotides. The record is from the annotation of a GenBank genome assembly. Lineage: Eukaryota; Dinophyceae; Suessiales; Symbiodiniaceae.
AUGGCGGAUUCUGAUGUUGGGACUGUAGUGGGCCUUCCUGAAGAUCCCAUGCAACGUGAGGUUAUGGUCGCCCAACCGCCAGCUGCUCAGGCAGCAACUCCGCAAGGGCUAGUCCUGAAUGGAAUGGACCAGCCUCGGGUCCAGGUGGAUUCGCCCACUGGACAAACUACGAUGGCAAGGUCGGGAGCUACGAACCUGCAGGCAGAUGUGGACGGCGCUGGAGCAAUGGAUGAGACAGUAUCUUUUGCUGGAAGAGCGGAUGUCCCGCCGAACUCACAGAACUUUAGCAGCUCACUGGAGCCAGAACCCGCAUCACGGCGAAGUCAGGCAGUGGAGGGAACAUCCAUGACGAACUUUGAUCGUGGCGGAGCUGGAGCUGGUGAACAGGCUGCAGAGGUCUCGCAGGUGGCUUCGACUGGUUUUGCAACUCCGAGAUCCACGAGGAAUGGAUAUAAUGGAGCUGCACCGUGGGUGGCAGGAUUGGAGGUGCCAGCAUGGGUAACCAGGCUGGGAUCGUACUUGUCGCUGGCCCCACAGAACGAUCUUUUGCCCAGUCCCCUUGGUGGGAGUCAGGGAUCCCAGAGGUCGCUUCCAGGCGGCCCGAGCUUUGUGCUGCGACCACCGAGCAGCAGACAGGUGGCAUCGCCUCCAACUCCGAGUUCCUCGAGCUUGCCCCAAGAGGCGAUCCAAGCAGAAGUGCAGCGGCAGCUAGGCCAGGUCCUGCAGCGGUUGCGGGCAGCGGAGCAACGUAAUGAGGAGCUGGAAAGCGAGCUUGCAGCUGUUAGACAAGGAAGCGACGGUGUGAGACAGCCAGUUUUUCCAGGCCUGGAGCAGGCCCACCCACGUCGAGUAUCUGACCUUCAUGAUCAAGGACGAGAACGCCCAGAUCCAUCGGGUGAUGAGGUGUAUCCAGGAAUGUCGGAGAUGCGGCCUCCAGACCUCAACGAAGUCCCUGGCCCUUUGGAACCCUGUCGAGACCCACCUCCUGAGAGGACUACAUCAACCAGAACUUCAAGGGUGGCAACUUCUGGGGGCAUCGCUGAGGGAAUCCGAACCCUCUUGGGUGGAGGAACUAGGCCUCCAACACCGCCAAUCCCAAGGGAGUCGUCAAGCCCAAGGGAGAGUCCUGUGUUAGAAAUGUUGGCGAAGGGCAUGAAGCAACUGCAGGACAUUCAGGCCCAGACUUUGGCCAGAUCGCCAACCUCAAGCUCACAAUCCGAGGUGGUCAAGCCAGGAACUUUGACCCUGAGCCCUCUGCCGGAAUAUCGUGCCUCCGAUGGUGCAGGUUCGUCGGCGCUACAACUGCAAGACUGGUUGGAAGUGGCGGCGACUGUAUUGGCAGAUGUGAGCGAAAAUAGCGGGGCUUGGUGGUCAGCUGUCAUGGACCUGGUCAACGAGACCUACGCCCAGUGGUUGGCAGCAACCCCAUUGGAGCGGUUGCAAAUCGCCCCGAAAGGAGCCGAGGCUCUUUGUUCUGGUCGUUGGACGAGAGUCAAUGCCAGGAUUGCUUCGAUGUUGCUAACCGCGAUGGGCGAGGAACUCCGUGGAGAGAUGGUCAGCCAGAGGAUCACACAGAGCUCACCAAGGAUGGUUUUUCGCCUCUUCGUCCUGUUCCAACCUGGAGGGAGUGCUGAAAGGCAGGAAGUGUUGAGAAAGCUUCAGAACCCCAGUGAAUUCGUGACAGGCGAUGGGCUUGAAGAUGUGUUGAAGGCGGUGAGAUCCUGGCCUAGAUGGUUGGCUCGUUGCCACUCGGUGAACAUGUCGCCGCCCGAUGCCUCGGUCAUGGUCAGGGGAUUGAUGAACCUCACCACAAGGCACAUCUCCACUUCCCCAGAUGCAGCUUUCAGGACGGCUAUGCUGAGGACGUCACUGCGUUUGGACGCUAGGCCCACCAUCACCCAGGUCCAGGACUACCAGCGACACCUGCAAGCCGAGCUGGAAACCUUGUUGUCCUCUACGAGUACGGCUUCAACGGCGACGACGACAUCAGGGGGCCCAAGGAUGAGAGCGGAGACCCGGGCGAAAAAGUGUCUCCUAUGUGGAUCUGAAAGCCAUAGACAGCGGGAGUGUGUGGUCAAUAAGCCAGGAGCAAAGUCAAGGGCAACCUCAACGGCGGCAGCAUCCACGGCUAAGACUACAGGUGAUGCUCCUUCUUCAUCCCAGUCGCCAGCCGUUGCAGCGGUGACUGGACCACAGGGUGACGGAGGAGAUCCACCGAUUCAGGGUGUGCCCUGGACAUUAGAGUCGCUCUUGCAGGCAGUCCAGGCCCAGGUCGUGCACUCCACCUCCGAAGGAGAAAAGAGCCCUGAGAAGACACCGGCAGCCAAGGUGCUGGUUGUUCGAGACAUCAGGGUGUGCUCGCUGAGAUCUUCGUCGUCGGCAUUGCUGGAUUCAGGGGCUACACACUCACUUCGGAGUGCUACCACUUGGGAUGAGUGGCAACGAUCUGAAGAGGUAGAAGUGCAGCUGGCCGGGAACCAUUCCUUGAAGAUGAGGAUGAGUGGGCUGGACACCUUGUUGAUGCCACCUCAGCCCAACAACAAUCCUGAGGCGCAGCAGCAUCAAACCAUUGUCCCGCUUGGCGAGCUCGUGAAGAUCCUGGGGUACACAAUGAAAUGGUCAAGGGAGGAAUGCACUCUUGAGGACCCCAAUGGCGAGAUUCUCCACCUAAGCACGAACUCUGGGUGCCCUCAGAUGUGUGAAGCUGAGGCGCUGGCACUCAUUGCCAGAUUGGAGGAGAGGAAGCGAGAGCGCUUGGAGAACGAGACCUUGAUCACGGAAGACAGGAUCGCCAGAGUCGCCUCCUGCAUGGACAGGUCUUGGUAUGAGUACCUCUUGAAUUAUGCCAAUGGGGGACCACGAGAAGCAGGACUCCGAGCCCUUCGUGAUGCACCUUUCCUCCAAGACCUCCCUGGUGAAUGUCUCAAUGGUUUGAUCCCUCCGGAAGAGCUGUGCAGUGGCUGGGAAACCCUGAAGAAGGUCACCUACCUGACUCGACCACAGAGGAGGACGCUGCUUUCAGCAAAGAAAUGGAUCGUGCACAUGGAAUUCUUCCGACAACAUGAUGGUGAUACGGUGGUCCUGGAGAUUGACAUCCGGCAAUGUCGUGGGCAUGAUCUACUGGGAAGGUCGCCAACCUGGGAAAUGCUCCUGUGGGGGGCAAGAUCGGGAAAGGUGGAUAUGGUGUUUGGUGGACCACCGGGGAGGGACGGCCGCGCCUUUCUCCACUCAACUUCCGACGAGACCACUCUCAAGCCUCUUUCCUUGAUCUGCAGAAUGCUCUGGCUGUACGUGGUGGCAUCAGCGGGAAGAAUGACAACUGCAAAGGGAGCAAUGAGACAUAAGGAGGUGGGCUUUAUGAUCGAGCACCCAGGAGUUUCUACUUCGUCGUCCUCAGCAACAAGGGAGGGGCGUCCUUUCCUUUGGGAGACCAGAGUGUGGCGAGAGUUUGCAACUGAGGCGGGCAUGUUCGAGGUGUCGUUUGAGCAAGGGGGAACAGGAGCGAACACCAAGAUGAGUACUGUUCUGGGAACCAACAUCCCGUACCUGAGAGGCUUGGAGGGCAUCAAGGCGGACAGUAAGCUCGAGACGGCAUCUCCGGAGGUGGAUCAGAGCCGGUGGUCACCUGGGCUAGUCAAGGCCCUGGUCGUUGCAUUCCACAUGUGGUCAAGGAGUCCUCGGGUGUAUGCCAUGAGCCCGGAGCAAUGGAAAAAACACGUUGAUGCGUCCCACCUCCCCUAUAGGAGGGACUGUGCCACUUGUGUGAUGGCCAAGGGAACUGGAAAGCGUCAUGGUCGUGUAUGUCACCCCGACAGCUAUGUCCUCACUUCUGACCUUUCGGCACCACUAAAGGCUGGGCUGGACUCGGCGAUCAAGGGAACUCCUUCGUGCAACAUAAGGUACCUGCUGGUUGCGAAGUAUCUCUUUCCAAAGGACUUUGCGAAGGCUUAUUCGGGGAGGGAACCCCCGCCCCAUGAAGGGAUGGACCACAGCCUACCUCCAGAAGCUCAAGAAGAGAAGCAUGACUUGGAGGAGGAACACGGGCAACCCAUUCCUGAAGACGUUAUGGACUACGAACCAUCGGAGCCGGAGGAGAUCCUUGAAGAGGGAAACCCGUUGUUUGAGGACCACCAUGAUGAUGGCGGCGAAGCUGAUGAUGAGAAGGUGGAGGAACCACCUGAAGGAGAAGAAGGUGGUGAUGGUAAGCCUGGCCAUGCUGUUAUGAGGACUGGUGACUGUAAUCCUCCCGAGAUGACGUCGCUGGUUUUCGCUGUUGGAAUUCCCAACAACAAGGCGAGCACGAUUAAGGGGGCUCUGCAGGAUGUGAUACUGUAUCUUGGAGCUCAUGGACUACCAGUGCUACGGUUCCACUCUGAUCGAGGUGAGUACUACUCAGCUGCUUUCAAGACUUGGUUAAGGGAGCAGGGCAUUCGUGGAACAUGGGCAGAACCUGGGAUUCCCCAGACCAAUGGUCAUGCCGAGGCCACUGUGAAAUGGGUCAAGAACCGGAUUCGUACGAUGCUGGUGGCGAGUGGACUGCCGGUUCGCCUGUGGCCAGCAGCGGCAGAGACUGCAGCAGCUGAACAGCGGGCUUCGGCAAGGGGCCGAUAUGUCGGACUAAGUGGACUGCUGGAUCGAGGACACUUGGUGUUCUUGCCUGAGGAAGAAGGGAAGGGAGAGGGCUUCUUCCACACCUUUCACGUGAGGCCUAACCUUGUGGAUCCUGGUGAGCCGACAACCACUUUGGAGGCAGACGAGGUUAUCAAGCCAUCUACUCGCCUGUCUGAAAAGACCAAACCUUCUGAUGUAAUUCCGAGGGUGGCUGCGAUUGAGAAGAUAAGCCCUGGAGAUGUUGAGGAGGAGGCCAAACAAGCCCUCGAGCUCGAUGACGAGGACCUGGACUUGGAGCUGGUGGAGAAGUGGUUUCGGAAUGGAUCACUGGACAACUUCAAGGCUGGGGCAUACCGUCAUGGAGGUGUGGUGGGGGUGAUGAACUCUACAUCGGAAUUCCCGCUGGUAACCCGAAUCCUCACUCGAAUCUUACUGCGCUCCAUGCCCGAGGCAACCUUCACUGCAGUACUGGUGUCAACGAAUACAUUGAAGGAAGUUCACAAGGAUAUCAACAAUGAUGCUAACACUCAGAACUACCUGGUGCCCGUUGUGUGCCCGAAAAAGGGAGGAGGAGUUUGGGUUCAACUUCAACCUGGAGAUGUGGUCCAAGGAGAGCUAAACCAAAGACCAAAUGCCAAGGGUGAAAUGAUGUACGGCAAUGUACACCCGCUUGAGAAGGGGAAGUGCAUAUCAUUCUCACCAAGGCGAGCCCAUGAAGUCAUGGAGUGGACAGGUGAUCGAGUCGUGGUCAUCGGCUACACCCCACAUUGCCACGGCCGCAUGGACUACGCAAUGGUCAGGACUUUGGAACAGCUGGGUUUCCCACCACCUCUUUCUCAACUACCAGAGUUCUACAUCCCGAAGCCUGAAGCGGCAGUCGUGAACUCAGUAUCGGCCACUGAAGUCGCAUGCGAAGAACGGUGUGAGCAAGUGGAACCCGAAUUGAGAUCGAAGGAUUGGGAGAUGUUUCUGGAAGUGGAGAAUGGAAAGGUGAGUCUUGGAGAAGGUGGACAUGGACCCCUUGGACCAGCAGCUCCUUCGAUUAAAAAGGCGGAGGUUGGUUACACAUCAGGGAUCGAGAAAUUGCUGAGUUCCCUUACCGCCCCGUUGGAUGUGGUGCACAAUGUUGAUCCUCAAGAAGUUCUUGGCUCGUUGGAAAAAUGGCUGCCGGCGAUCCAAAAGGAGGUCAAAAGCGUGGAGCAUGCCAUUGAGCGAUUGAAACCUGGAACUGCAUCGAGGGCGAGUUGGUUGAAAAGGCGUGGAGUACAGAGACUUCCCACAAAGUUCGUCUACACGGUGAAGCCGAACGACAAGGCGGACCCCAACGACCCGUCCACAUGGUUCAAGCGAAAAGCUCGACUCGUAGUUUGUGGCAACAUGGCGGCGGUGAGGGCCGCCCUGACAUUGACCUGCAAAAACCAAUGGACGGUGGGGAUCCUCGACAUUGUGACGGCCUUCUUGAAGACGCCAAUGGGAAGGUCUUCGAAGGACCCAGUGGUAGUGGUGCAGCCCCCCAAACUAUUGGAGCGUCUGAACCUGAUUGAGGAGUUCGAGUUAUGGGGCCUGAUUCGAGCCUUGUACGGACUCAAAGAGUCACCUCGGUUGUGGGGCAACUACAGAGAUCACGAAUUGGAGUCCCUCUCGGUACAGAUCAAUGAUGCCAUGCUGCAACUUCGGAAGGGCAAGGCGGUCACGGCUUGGUGGACAGUCCUGGGGCCGAAUAACCAGAUCGUAGCGGUCAUUGUGAUCUAUGUGGACGAUUUCAUGAUCUGUGGUUGCAAAAAUACGAUCACAGCCCUGGCCCAAGGAAUUCAAAGGCUGUGGGAGACGACUGACCUACAGCUGAUUUCUCGGCAUCAACCUCUGAGGUUCCUGGGCAUGGAGAUAUAUCUCAGAGGGGAAGAAGGAGGGUCAUUGUCCUUUGGCAUUGCGCAGGAGGCAUACAUCCGUGAGCUCCUAAGGAUGAGGGAGAUCCCAACUACUCAGCUGGAUCGCAUUCCUUUGAGCAAGGACUCGGCUUCUUUCUCUGUGCUGAAGAACGACCUUCCCCCGAGCGACUUCGACGUUCAUCUUGCCCAACAACUAACAGGCGAGCUGCUAUGGGUUUCUCAACGGAGCCGUCCUGACCUGGCAUUUGUGACCUCACUCAUGUCGACCUUGACAACCCGAGCGCCUUCGAGGGUGAUUGCCAUCGGCUACAAAGCGCUGGGAUAUCUUCAAAGAACGCAAACCCGGCGAUUGACCAUCGCCUACGACGGCACAGACCUCUCCUUGUUCUGCGAUGCAGCAUAUGCUCCGGAGUCGGGUCGGGCCAUAGUAUGGCGAUCGGGGAGACAAAGUGUGAUAUCACUUUCCACGGCGGAGAGUGAACUCAUUGCUCUGCUGGACGGGGCAGUCGCCACGUUGGGGGUGGAAGCUCUACUACAAGACGUGGGGGUGGAGGUAUCGUCGAGAACGAUCUACACCGACAGCACCUCUGCCCUGGCGAUCACCUCUGGGAACGGGGGAUGGAGAACCAGACAUCUUCGCAUAAAGGCGGGGUGGUUGCAGGAACAGCUGGAUGCCGGCAUCAUGGCCAUCAAGCAUUGCGCUGGACGGAUCCAGCUCGCUGACCUUUUGACGAAGGCCAUGCCGGCCCAAAGGAUCAGCGACCUCCUUGCUCUAUGGGGAGUAAAGGAUGAGCAGACCGAGACGCCAACGACAAGAAUGGGCUCGAGUAUUUCGGCAAGGGCACUUUUGGCUUUGGUCUGCUGCAUGUUGAUAGUCGGGACGAAGGCCGAGGAGGAGGAUGCUGCCCUCCAAGGUCGUCUGUCAGUGGACUGGGAUAUGGUGGGAUGGUUGCUAAUUUUCCUUGCAGUGGCUGGGGUGGUGGCGAUUUGGGAAGGGGUCAAAUGGACUACAGCUAGAAUGAUGGAUUGGACACCUGGAGCUGGAGCACGGCGAUUGAGGAAGCUACAGAGAUUAGAGACAGCGACGAGGCGUGCCCUGGAGUUGGAACUUGAUCGGUUGGCCAGUGAAGAGUUUAACUCGUCACUGAGCUUUACAACAAGUGAGCCAAGUUAUGAUGAUUGGGAUGAGCGACCCCGAGUGUGCUUCGACCUCGUGAUGCUGAUGGUGGUGGAGGAUAUACGAGCUGGCCUUAGAGAAGAAGGGCUACCAACCACUGGAUCCAAGAAGGAGAUGGCGGAAAGACUCUCGGCCAACCUGGUGGAGGGGGCAUUUCCUUCGAGGUCACUGCCAUCGACAAGACAGUACAAGUACGUCCUCUACCUCUGGAACCAACGGGGCUUGAAGCAUCGUGUCCGGCUGAAAUGGGAGAAUGUGAAUACCAAGCACAAGAUCUCUCAGUGGCUGGCAUUUUGGAAAGACGCAUGA